GUUGCAUUUUUGCUUGCAGAGUGUAAGUUUGAUGUUGAUAUUUUUCGACGGCGAAGAAGCAUUCAAAGAAUGGGGACCACGUGAUUCAAUAUAUGGGGCCAGGCAUCUUGCUUCCAAAUGGAAGGACACGCACAAUCCUUUAGGCAAUGGAAGCCAAAUGGAUAGUGUGGACGUAAUGAUGUUAUUGGACUUGCUUGGGGCGCCAAAUCCUACAUUCUACGACUAUUACGGGUUCUCCACCACUCAAUACUUCCGAAAGCUGUGUGAUAUCGAAGAUAGUCUCCAUGAAUUGAGCCAGCUAUCCCAGUACAGCCCUACUGAAAGGUACUUCAUGAGACUUACCAGCAGGUCGCACAUUGAAGAUGAUCAUUUGCCCUUCAUCAAGAAUGAAGUUCCCAUACUUCACGUGAUCGCCAGCCCGUUUCCGGAAGUUUGGCACAAAAUGGAGGACAACUACAGUGCCUUGGAUUUUGCAACCAUAGACAACCUCAACAAAAUAUUCAGAGUGUUCACAAUGAGUUAUCUGAACGGCUCCGAGAACCAGAAAGAGCAAAGGAAUCUGGACUUCUAGUGGAGUCAGUCUCAAUAAGUCAGUCAUUUAUUUUAGUUUGCCUAAUACAUUUAAUUGAUCCGUCCUAAUAAAGCCAUUCAUAGUUUUAAGUGAAGCCUACUAUGAGUGUUAGGUUUCGAUUCGACUGAUUUUUUCCAAUAUGCAAUCGUGUUAUCGGACGUUAAACUGUCGGUCCUGGCUAAGUAUGACAAUCGUAAGGUCCAUUGACGGCUAAAAUGGUAUAUUUAGGCGAGGUGGGACAUUCCUGUUCCUGCAGGUGACACCCCACCAAAAAAAGUCAUACGAAUUUACUUUUUCCAACGCAUGAAACAACAAAAUUCAAAACAACAACUUAUCAUGACAUAUAGUAUCCUAGAACAAAAAUGAUUUCAUGGCAUAUUGUAUUGAGCUCUAUUUUCUUGGAUAAUUGAAAAUGUCCAUCUUACUUAAUCUUUCUAUUGGUUUGAAACAAGUCUGUAUUGCAUCUUGUAGUUGAUAAUUUAAAACAUCGACAUGAGAAACGAUCAAAUAAAUAAUAGAACAAAUCUCUUUUUUAUAAUUGUUCAUUAACAACUAUUGUCCAAUCAAUUGUUCCCAGUUAUGCUUACAAAUUAGAAAAUUUAGAUGAGUGAUCAUGUGUGAUUGAAACUAUUCUUCCAAAAUCAGUAUACAAAUUAUAAAUUACUAUAAAAAAUAAAUUAUUUCUGUAAAAUUUAUUUGUAUCAUUUUGUCGAAGACAUUCUACAGAAUUGGUUUGAGCAAAUAUUUAGAUAAAGUUGAAAAAGUAGAUAUAUAAUAUAUAUGUUUUUGUUAUACUUGCAUAUUUUUAAUGUACAGUUGUAUUUUUGUAAAUUUAUGUAUUACUUGUAUUUGGGCAAGUGCACUACUUUGAUCAACAUAUUUGAUGAUUCUUUUUUAAUAAUAUUAUGAUGGUAUCCCACUUGUGAAUGUCUUUGUUCAAAAUCAUUAAACUUUUGAAAAACGUA
Messenger RNA from Nilaparvata lugens (brown planthopper), 1536 nucleotides. Its product is annotated as glutaminyl-peptide cyclotransferase. Gene Ontology annotation, molecular function: zinc ion binding; glutaminyl-peptide cyclotransferase activity. Bases 32 to 571 code for a protein of 179 amino acids. NCBI's taxonomy places the organism in Eukaryota, Metazoa, Arthropoda, Insecta, Hemiptera, Delphacidae. The transcript has 4 exons. The record is from RefSeq and is a predicted model, not a curated record.